This is a messenger RNA of Pecten maximus, 3437 nucleotides long. Its product is annotated as elongation of very long chain fatty acids protein 5-like. Gene Ontology annotation, molecular function: fatty acid elongase activity. Gene Ontology annotation, biological process: fatty acid elongation, polyunsaturated fatty acid; fatty acid elongation, saturated fatty acid; very long-chain fatty acid biosynthetic process. Gene Ontology annotation, cellular component: endoplasmic reticulum membrane. Bases 220 to 936 code for a protein of 238 amino acids. Lineage: Eukaryota; Metazoa; Mollusca; Bivalvia; Pectinida; Pectinidae. The transcript is spliced from 3 exons. The record is from RefSeq and is a predicted model, not a curated record.
UAAUAAAACAGCUUUGUAUCGAAUAUAGACGCAGUUUAUGCGAUGUUUAAUUCAACUUAAUAAGUUGUGUAAUAUAUGAUAUGAAUGAAACCAACAAAUACACUGAAGAUAUUCGUCCAUUAAAAACUUCAAACUUUUCAAUGACUUAUCCCCACAACAGGUGCGCGUUCAUAAAGCAGACAGCACUUCCUGAAGGCGUGACGAUAGAUUCAUCUGAAAAUGGGAUACACAAUUGAAAGUAUUCAUAAAUUUCUGGUGACAACCACCUCACUAUGGUCUUUUCCAUUGUUCUGUGCAUACCUCAUCAUGAUUAUGCUGUCACCAAUGUACCAAAGAGUUACUUCCCCUCUGCAAAUGAGACCAAUCCUGAUUAUCCACAAUUUUGCCUGUAGUGCUGCCAGUCUGUACUCCAUGCUGGGGUUACUGUAUGGCCUGUCUCAGAGUGAUUCAACAUUCCAGAAAGGCCCCUCUGAGUUGAUGAUACCUUUCUUCAGGAUUUAUUGGAUAACUAAACUUGUUGAGCUCCUAGACACUGUCUUCAUGAUGCUACGCCACCGUCGACGACAGAUCAGCUUCCUGCAUGUGUACCACCACUGCUCCAUGUUGCUGCUGAGCGAUGUCACAUACAACAUGUAUCCCUGGCCUUGUAUAGCAUUCUACUUCGCUAUCAACUGCUUUGUGCACAUCAUACUCUACCUUUACUACGGUCUCAGUGCCUCAUUCCCAGACAAGUCUUUCCCUUGGAAGAAACAUAUCACACAAUUGCAGCUUCUACAGUUUUUUAUAGGAUUCAUUCAUGCAACUAUUGGGUAUCUGUAUUAUGGUUUCUGUAUCUAUGGUAUAUUUUACGGAGUGUCUAUGACAGUUCUAUUUUCAAACUUUUAUUAUAUAGCAUACAUAAAGGGAAAAAAUCCUACAAAAUUACACAAGUCUUAGGCACAUUAUAGAGACUGGGGUACCAGCAUUUUUCUGCUCAUGUAAAAAAAUUAACAGUUUAUAACUAGAUACUCAUAAACCCUAUACAUGUAGCAAAGAUUACACAUGUAUUUUUUAUGAAUCAGAGAUGAGAUUAUUUCUUUGUUUUUAUCAAUUCUAAGUUAUUCAAAAGCAUGGCCUCUGUUGCUUGUUUGUAAACUUUUUAUUUGAUAAUAAAAGCAAUAUUAUUACAAGGUAGUCUAGACCAGAUCAAUAGGAUUUGACAAUUUAAUUUCUUUUAAAAUUAAACAUUGAUGGUUAAUUACAUGAGAGCACAAAGUGCAUGGCCCACUGGGAUCAGAGGGCUGUAAUCCAAUAUUCCAAUUAACAUUUUGAGUGCUUUUUGAGUGGAGUGAUUUUAACCAAAAAUGAUUUGAUGUUGUGUAUCCUUGGUUGAGGGAAUUAGUGCGCAGAAGAUAGAGUACAUGUAUAAAGGUUUAGGGCCAAGUAAUGUAAAUAGGACAGAGUAAAGCCCAAAAGGGUUUGAGGCAUAUUGUAGGAAAGGCUAUACAUUUAAGAUUUAACUUCACUAACUAUACAUAGAGGAUAACUUCAAUAGCUCACAUGGCAAAAAGUACCGGUGAGCUUAUGGUAUGGUGCAAGAGUGGGCAUCCGUUUUCCAGCUUUCGUCCGUCCAUCAGCUUUUGACUUCUUCUAGAAAACUAAAAGAAACUGAGAACUGAUAUUUGGCCAAGAGGUACAUGUGGAAGAAUAGCUUUGACCUGUUUUUAAGGUCGCAGGGGUCAAAUAUGUUUAAAACUUCAAGAAUCUUCUUAAGUUCCAUUAGGCCCAGAGGCCUGAUAUUUGCCAGCAGGUACCUAGGGAACACUGUUAUAAAGGUUCAUCAUAUAAAUUACCUUGAUCUGUUUUCAAGGUUACAAAGGCCAAAAAGAUAUAUCCAUUUGUGAAUCUUCUUCUCAAGUUCUACCCUGGGCAGUCAUCUUUUUGCAAUAGGUUGCUGCUAUGGACUGAUAUGGAAUUUUCUUAUAUGUGUAAUACUUUGCCAGCAGGCAACAAGGAUCGAGUGCUAUGAAGAUUCAGCAUGCGAAUGACCUUGGCCUAUUUUCAAGGUCAUCAUUGUGAAAUAUGAAAUAUGUGACCAUGUACACUAUGUGUACUAUAUGGAAUCAACAACAUGCUUCCCAUCACACUUCACAUGGCUUUAUGUAAUGGGUUUCUCAUUGUUUAUGUUUAAUUUAACAAAAAUACCCAACAGAGGUAAUUUUUGGUAUUCAAUACCAUUAACUGACUUGGACAAUGUAUUUAUGCCAAACCCUACAUUAUGAUCCACCAAUGCAUCAGUGGAUCAUAUCACUUCUGUUAGAAACAAAAUAUACCACUUUCCUUAACAUCACUAACAUAAUUAUUAUGGUGAACACGAAAAUUGGAAAUAGUAAUUUUGCUGUAAUUCCUAACUUAAUUGCCAUGUGAGCGAUUCAGGCCCUCUUGUUUUCUAUUACUGUUCUUUUCAAUUUUUUGAUAUACAUGUGCCAUAAGAUGCAAGGAAAUACUAUGUCAGUUAUUUAGGUCCAUAGCUUUUACAAGCAGUCAAUAUCUAUUUGAUGUGAUGGCAUAAUUAUCUCAUUCCCAGUAUUAUACCUCAGGAUUAUGUUGUUUCAAGAUAUAAAUAAAAUAUUUAUGUAUUUUCACAUUUUUCACUUUCUCAGAACUGCUUUAUUUAUGUAUCUUAAGAGGCCUAAUCCAUAUAAAACACUGUUAGUACCAAUUUUUCACAUGAAAUAUAUUUUUUGUAAUACAAGCUAUGAUUGGACCAUUGAUAUGUUCUAUAUUUGUAUGUGUUCAACACAACAUGCUAUUGAAUACCUUCAUUUCAUUGGAAUCAUAUUGAUAUGACUCCAAAUAAAGUUCACAGACAAAUUCAUUUUUGUCUCAUAUCACUUGUUAUCACUUUAGCCCUACUUGACAAGUAGUUUUUGAAGGAAAAUGUAAAGAUAAAUGAUUUGCAGUGGGAUAAACUGAAUGAUUUAAUCUUCAAAUAGAUAUUACUGUGAGUGUGAUAUUCAGUACCAAUAUUUGUUAUUGUUAUGUGAUGAAUUGAAUUGUUAUUAUUUUAGUUACACUAAUUAAGUAAGUAAAUUUUAAGUGUCUCAGUAUCCAAGUACAUACAGUAAUACCCAUGUAUAAUGUUUCCAUGAACUUUGAAACCACUCUUUAUGUUUUUUUGCUUAAUACUCAGGGCAAUUUUUAGCAAGUCCUAUAAUUUGAAUAUUAUGAUAGCCAGAUACUUACCUUUUUGUAAAAUAACAUUUCAGACAUGUAGCUUUUUUUGUUAAUCUCUUGUUUUACUUUUCACACAAUGGCUUUGGGACGGUUUGCUGAAGUAGUAAACUGAUAUCGUUCAUUUGAGUUAUGCUUGAAUUGUGGUGAAGUUUUCCUUAAAAUUCAGCAGUGCAUUAUAUAAAGGGGAUAUCAAUCAAACCAUUUCUGUUGAAAUAAAAACU